AUGGCUUUGCUCUCAGCCUUCCUUAACGAAACCCCCGACCUAGAAGAAUCACGGAACACGAGGUACUAUACGCAUUCAGGUUCGACCGUUAGCGUCGACGGUUCCUGUCACUCAUAUAGUGAGACAUGGCUGAACCAGUUGCUUUCGUAUGGAGUAAACCCCAGAAAAAGAAAGUGCUUCUAUAAAUCAAGCAGCCCCGAUAAUGCUGAAAACGAUGAAAGACCUUCUAAAUUAUUCGAUGAUGAUGAAUUCUACCACUUGGAUGAAUACCGGUUGGAUGAAUACCGGUUGGAUGAUGAACUCUACGACUAUUCAGGAAAUGCAUCAAGUGAUUUAGUAAUUAAAAUCAACUCGUCGGGAAACGAAUCAGAAAAUGAACCAGGAAACGAAUCAGAAAUGAAUCAGGAAAUGAAUCAGGAAAUGAAUCAGGAAAUGAAUCAGGAAAUGAAUCAGAAAAUGCCCGAUCAAGCAAUGGAUCGGGAAAUGGAUCCUAGGUCCAAACUAGGCUAA
Molecule: messenger RNA, 510 nt
Organism: Morchella importuna
Lineage: Eukaryota; Fungi; Ascomycota; Pezizomycetes; Pezizales; Morchellaceae
Exons: 4
Coding region: 1-510 (169 amino acids)
Source: RefSeq, a predicted model, not a curated record